Molecule: messenger RNA, 1227 nt
Organism: Penicillium robsamsonii
Lineage: Eukaryota; Fungi; Ascomycota; Eurotiomycetes; Eurotiales; Aspergillaceae
Exons: 5
Coding region: 1-1227 (408 amino acids)
Biological process (GO): regulation of DNA-templated transcription
Cellular component (GO): nucleus
Molecular function (GO): transcription cis-regulatory region binding; DNA-binding transcription factor activity, RNA polymerase II-specific
Source: RefSeq, a predicted model, not a curated record
AUGGAACCUUCUACAGCUCAAGCAGAGCAAUACUUGGCGACCUUUCAGCAGCAGCACCUCAAUAACUUCCCCUUUUUCUGCAUUUCUUCAACGACAACACCCGUCCAACUGCAAAGGGAACGUCCGCUGUUGUGGCUUUCCAUCUGGGCCAACGGUUGUAAAUCCGUGGUACAGCAGCGCGCCAUUGAGGUCAGAAUUCGUGAAACUUUAGCGCAAAAGGUUUUGGUAGACCUGGAAAGAAACUUGGACCUUCUACUUGGAUUAAUCGCCUAUCUCUCUUGGGCGUCCGAUAAGUAUAGUGGCAAAUCUAUUCUGGCCGUGUUUGCCAAUAUCGCCAUGUCCCUUCUGUCCGACUUGAAACUUGACAGGUCCUUUCGAGAGUUUCCCUGCCGAGAAUUAGAUGCAUGCAAAGCUUAUUCUCAUCCCAUCAAGGAAAGGGUUCAGUUAAACCACCGCACGAAUGAGGAGCGGCGAGCAGUGCUAGGAUGCUACAUUAUUUGCGCCACGAUUGCUUGGUUCUUGAAUAAUAGGCCUGUGCAAUGGACGGUGCAUAUGGAGGGCUGCCUGCAAGACCUGGGUGAACACCCUGGAGUACCCGGGGACAGAGUACUUGUAGUACUCACCCAGCUGUUAAAAUUGAAGAGCGACCUCCAUGAGGUCUCAACUUGGCGACAAAUUGAGGAUCCUUGCCCGCAGACAAAGUCGCACCGGGCCCUUCAUGUCAAAUCUUUGCGAGGUGUUCUGGAUAAGAUCAAAUCAUCAGCUCCGCCAGAGGUUUUGGGGAAUAAAAACUUCGUCACCUUCGCUCCAGAGGCUGUUUAUUCUCAUACCAUGAUCCUACAUCUACAUUUUGGUCGGUGCACCCACAUUCUCUACCGCCUGUCACUCAUGGAAGACCCAUCAUGGAAUCGUGGCGAUAUACCACAUAUUAUCGACGUUCUGAGAUCAAUCGAGCGAUGCGCAUCUCUUUAUGCGUCUGUACCGAUGGCCAUCGGGAUGGACACGGAUGGAAGUGACAUGUACACCCAAUCAGGAGAAAUUUUGAGAGCUACGGAGGCUCUAUGGCGGAGGAAGUUUGAAGAGGCUGGUUUAAUUCCGCGCAUUACGAAAGAUCAACAUUCGGACAACAAUACUCUUGAAGCAGAUGAGGGCGGUUUUGAUCUACCAGCAGAUGGCUGGUUUGCGGACAUUUUUCAAUGGGGCGACCCUUUCCAUAUCGACACGUAA